AUGCCAUGUUUAUUAAUCUCAAGUUAUCAGCAACAAAUGUCGAAUUGGCCUGAGCUUCCUGUUAACUCCAUUAUCUCUUGGUUAUCGUCUCAAACCUCCUCUUUGGUUGUGGCUGUUUUUGGCUGUGGUGAUGCAAGGAUUGCAAAGAGUGUGAAGAACAAAAUUUUCUCCUUUGAUCUCGUCUCAAAGGACCCAUCUGUUAUUGCCUGUGCUAUGUCAAAUACUCGGCUUGAGUCUAUAUCAGUAGAUGUCGCUGUUUUCUGUUGUUUCACUAACGGGAACAAACUAUUGUAG
Molecule: messenger RNA, 294 nt
Organism: Eruca vesicaria subsp. sativa (arugula)
Lineage: Eukaryota; Viridiplantae; Streptophyta; Magnoliopsida; Brassicales; Brassicaceae
Source: the annotation of a GenBank genome assembly